Molecule: messenger RNA, 2523 nt
Organism: Aspergillus wentii DTO 134E9
Lineage: Eukaryota; Fungi; Ascomycota; Eurotiomycetes; Eurotiales; Aspergillaceae
Product: NEDD4 family E3 ubiquitin-protein ligase
Exons: 9
Coding region: 1-2523 (840 amino acids)
Biological process (GO): ubiquitin-dependent protein catabolic process
Molecular function (GO): protein binding; ubiquitin protein ligase activity
Source: RefSeq, a predicted model, not a curated record
AUGGGGUCCAAUCUGCCAGCCCAGCCAAACCUUAGGGUCACAAUUAUCGCGGCGGAUGGGCUAUACAAGCGCGAUGUCUUCCGAUUCCCGGAUCCGUUCGCCGUGGCUACCGUGGGGGGUGAACAGACCCAUACGACAUCCGUGAUAAAAAAGACAUUGAACCCUUACUGGAAUGAGAUGUUUGAUCUGUACGCCUUAUCAUCCGAACUUCCCCGAUUGUGCCUCUUUCCCGUGCUAAUCAAUUCCGAUAGACGUGUCAACGAGGACAGCAUCCUUGCAAUUCAGAUUUUCGACCAGAAGAAGUUCAAGAAGAAGGACCAAGGUUUCCUCGGUGUCAUCAACGUGCGGAUUGGAGAUGUGAUAGAUUUACAGAUGGGCGGUGAUGAAAUGCUCACCAGAGAUUUGAAGAAAUCGAAUGAUAACCUCGUCGUACAUGGAAAAUUGAUCAUUAAUCUAUCCACCAAUCUCACUACACCGAAUACCAAUCAAACGAAUGGCGGUUUGAAUCGAUCACAUGUCCAAUCCUCAACCUCGAGCGGGCUUGUCCCACAGGUAUCGACGUCAGGCUCGCAGCCGUUGCCGCCGCCUGCUCCUGGCCCGGCUGAUCCGCCCCCGGCUGCAGCAUCGAACCCUUCCCUCCAACCCCAACGAGCCCCAUCUGGUACCAGGCCGUCCAGCACAGUUGUUCCGGCUAAUGGAGCAGCUGCUCCACCUAGUGCCAGCUCUCGAACAAACCUCAGUUCGUUUGAAGAUAGCCAAGGCCGGCUACCAGCCGGCUGGGAACGACGGGAGGACAACCUGGGACGAACUUACUACGUGGAUCACAAUACCCGGACAACCACCUGGACGAGACCAUCGAACAACUAUAAUGAACAUGCGCAGCGCUCUCAGCGCGAGGCCAACAUGCAGUUGGAGCGAAGAGCACACCAGAGUCGUAUGCUCCCCGAAGAUCGAACAGGGGCAAGUUCGCCGAACUUGCCAGAUAACCAACAGCAAGCCUCUACUCCCCCGGCGGGUGGAAGUGCCAAUGCUGUUUCCAUGAUGGCCACGGGAGCCACCACUGCAGGCACUGGUGAGCUUCCCCCAGGAUGGGAGCAGCGGACGACCCCCGAGGGACGGCCGUACUUUGUUGAUCACAACACCCGAACUACGACAUGGGUUGAUCCUAGACGGCAGCAGUACAUCCGGAUGUACGGCCAGAAUGCCAACGGCACCAACACCACGAUCCAACAGCAGCCCGUUUCCCAGCUGGGACCGUUGCCCAGCGGGUGGGAAAUGCGUCUGACCAACACGGCUCGAGUAUACUUCGUGGAUCACAACACCAAGACGACGACAUGGGACGACCCUCGACUACCGUCGUCCUUGGAUCAAGGUGUUCCGCAGUACAAGCGUGACUUCCGUCGCAAGCUUAUCUACUUCCGAUCGCAGCCUGCUCUGCGUAUCAUGUCCGGUCAAUGCCACGUCAAGGUCCGCCGGAAUAACAUCUUUGAAGACUCGUAUGCCGAGAUCAUGCGCCAAAGUGCCUCGGAUCUGAAGAAACGUUUGAUGAUCAAGUUCGACGGUGAAGAUGGUCUGGACUAUGGUGGUCUUUCUCGUGAAUUCUUCUUCCUUCUUUCCCACGAAAUGUUCAAUCCCUUCUAUUGUCUGUUCGAGUAUUCCGCACACGAUAACUAUACUCUGCAGAUCAAUCCUCACUCCGGCGUUAACCCAGAGCACUUGAAUUACUUCAAGUUUAUUGGCCGAGUUGUCGGUCUGGCCAUCUUCCAUCGUCGUUUCCUGGAUUCUUUCUUCAUCGGGGCGUUCUACAAGAUGAUGCUGCGGAAGAAGGUUUCGCUUCAGGACAUGGAGGGUGUUGAUGAGGACCUACACCGUAACCUUACAUGGACUCUGGACAACGAUAUCGAUGGCAUUAUGGAACUCACUUUCUGUGUUGAUGACGAAAAGUUCGGAGAGCGUCGUACUAUUGAUUUGAUACCCGGUGGUCGGGAUAUUCCCGUCACCAACGAGAACAAGCCACAAUAUGUUGAGUUGGUCACUGAGUGGAAGAUUGUGAAGCGUGUUGAAGAGCAGUUCAACGCGUUCAUGUCCGGAUUCAACGAGCUGAUCCCCGCGGAUCUGGUCAAUGUAUUUGAUGAGCGCGAGUUGGAGCUGCUGAUUGGUGGUAUUGCCGACAUCGAUGUUGAUGACUGGAAGAAGCACACCGAUUACCGUGGAUACCAGGAACAGGACGAGGUGAUCCAGAACUUCUGGAAGAUUGUCCGCACCUGGGAUGCGGAACAGAAGUCUCGUUUGCUCCAGUUUACUACUGGUACAUCGCGUAUUCCGGUCAACGGAUUCAAGGAUCUCCAAGGUUCCGAUGGACCCAGACGGUUCACCAUUGAGAAGUCCGGUGACCCUAUCGCGCUACCCAAGUCUCACACAUGCUUUAACCGUCUUGACCUUCCUCCGUACAAGACGCAUGAUACUCUUGAGCACAAACUGUCUAUCGCCGUGGAGGAGACAUUGGGCUUUGGACAGGAGUAG